CCCGGAAGUAGAACGCCCACAGCAGAGCGGCUCGGCAGCUUCCGUGGCCGCGUUUGUUUGGAAGUUCCAGGCAAUCUUCUGAGAUGGCGAACGCAGCCGCGCCUACAGCGGCGGUCCCCACCCUAGCUCCGCCUUUGGAGCAGAUCCGGCACUUGGCAGAGGAGCUGCGGUUGCUGAUACCUGGAGUGCGGGUCGGCGAAGCCCUGGAGACCACCAAGGAGUUUAAUCCUGACACGUUUUGGAGGAGACUCAAUGAGGCAGCUGUGAACGUGUCAAGGGAAGCUACGACUCUGACCGAAGUCUUCUCUCAUCUUCCACUGCCCUCUCCACAGGAAACACAGAGGUUCUGUGAACAAGUCCGUGCUGCCAUCAAGGCAAUGAUUGCAGUAUAUUAUUCACUUCCCAAGAAUCAGGGAAUCACUCUGAGAAAGCUGGUACGAAGCACCACUCUGGACAUCGUAGAUGGCAUGGCUCAACUUAUGGAUGCGCUUUUCAUGACUCCAACUCAGAGCUCAGAGAACAAUGACCUUAUUUCCUACAACAGUGUCUGGACUGCAUGCCAGCAGGUUCCUCAGAUACCAAGAGAUAACAAAGCUGCAGCCCUUUCAAUGCUGACGAAGAAUGUGGAUUUUGUGAAGGAUGCGCAUGAGGAAAUGGAGCAGGCCGUGGAAGAAUGUGACCCGUACUGUGGCCUCCUGAAUGACACUGAGGACAACUCUGAUAACCACGGUGAUGAAGAGGAUGAUGGGUUGGGGUAUCCAAACAAUCGGGACUUAUAUUGGUCAGAGGAGGAUCAAGAGCUCAUAAUCCCAUGCCUUGCACUGGUGAGAGCAUCAAAAGCCUGCCUGAAGAAAAUCCGGAUCUCAGUGGCAGAGAAUGGGAAGAAGGAUCAGGUGGCCCAACUGGACGACAUUGUGGAUAUCUCUGAUGAGAUCAGCCCUAGUGUGGAUGAUUUGGCUCUGAGUAUAUACCCACCUAUGUGCCACUUGACUGUGAGAAUCAAUUCUGCAAAACUUGUAUCUGUCUUAAAGAAGGCACUUGAAAUUACUAAAGCGAGUCAUGUGACCCCACAGCCAGAAGAUAGUUGGAUCCCUUUACUCAUUAAUGCCGUUGAUCAUUGCAUGAACAGAAUCAAGGAACUCACUCAGAAUGAACUUGAACUUUUCCCUUUUGCAGAGAAAAUGAAGCCAUCCUUCAUCCUUGAGGAAUCUUCUCAAGCUCGUGUUCCCAUUCCCAACCCUGUAGACAUAGACCUCUACUCCUGCUGCCACCCGGAAGAUGAAGUGUCCGCCCUCCCCAAGUUGAACCUCCAUUUUUGAGGUCUGUGUCCCAUCCUGACCCCACUAUUGCCUGCUGUGUAACUUUGGGCAAAUUAUUUAAGCUCUCUAUCUUUGUCUCCUCAUCUGUAAAGUGGGGAUACCAGUGGUUGCUACCUCUUAAGGUUGUUGUGAGGAUAAAUGAUAUAAUGCAUAAUGUACACUUAACCCUAUGUUUGCCAAUGUAAGCUACAGUUAUUCUAGUUGUCCCUCAUUUCCCCAAGGGUUGCACCAUCAAUUUUAACCCAUCUUUCCUGAGGCUUCAGUCUUCCCCUCUCUGUUGAUUAUUUUCCUCAGCACGAAAGCAGAUUCUGCUCUCUCAUCUUAAACAAACAAACAAAAAAACCCACCCUCUCUCUACCCAGUGUCCCUGGCUGACAACCACUCAUCCUGUUUCCUUUUUCUGCCUGUUCUUCCAGGAAGGACUGGCACACUGUGUCUUGCUUCCUCAACUCUCAAUCAGUUUAACCCCUAGGAUGCUGUCCUUUGUCAUCACUUCUCAGUAAGACCACAAGUCCAUGCAUAUUCACAAGUCCAGAUCUAUCCCACCUCCUUAAUAUGUCUUCAUUUGAAGUGCUGCUACUCUGGUUUCUCCUUCAUUCCUUGACUUGGUUAUUACAAAACUUUCCAACCUCUGAUCCAGUGUUUCUCAACAUUACAUAAACAUUAGAGUCAUAUAGAGAGCUUUAUAAAAUGAUCCCAAUGCCAAGCUGCACACCAAAUCAAUUAUAUCGGACUCUGGUGGUGAGGCCCAGGCAGCAAUAUUUUUAAAGUUCCCCAGGUAAGGGGUGCCUGGGUGGCUCAGUUGGUUAAGUGGCCAACUUAGGCUCAUGUCAUGAUCUCAUGGUUCGUGAGUUUGAGCCCCACGUCGGGCUCUGUGCUGACAGCUGGGAGCUGGAGCCUGCUUCCAAUUCUGUGUUUCCCUCUCUCUGCCCCCCCCCCCACUUGCACUCUGUCUCUCUCUCUCUCAAAAAUAAAUAAACAUUAAAAAAAAUUUUAAGUUCCCCAGGUGAUUCAACAUGUAGCCAAGAUUCAGAACCAGUAUUCUAAUAUGACCCCUUCCAUUCCAUUCUGCCAAAAUGAAUUUCUGAUCACAUUUGCUCCUCUAGUUCAAUUUUUCCUAGCUCCCCACUACCUAGAGAACAAAAUGCAAACUCCUUGGCAUGAUAUACAAGUCCCUGCAUGAUCCAAGUCCCUGCACCCCACAAAAAGGAAACAUGGUGGAGAAACUGGGGACUGUGUGGGCUGGUUAGGAGACUGUUGCAAUAAUGUAGGCAAGCUGUAGUCCACUGAUUGUCUCUUGCCUGCCCAUUGGAAUCACCCAAAGAAUUUAAACAGUUUUUGAUGUUUGGGUCAAACCAUGGGGUUUCUGAUUUAAUUGGUCUGGGGUUCAGGCUGAGCAUCCAAUUUCCCUGGGUGAUUCAGAUAUGCAGCAAGGUUUAAGAACAACUACUCUAGUCCAGGGUAACAUAGGGAGCUUUUAAAAAGUACCAUUGCCUGGACCCCAUCCCAGACCAAUUAAGUAGGAAUUUGGGGGAGGAGGGAGAACCUGUGUACAUGUUGUUCCUUCUGCCUUGAAUACUCGUGACUCACUUUUCUGCCUGUCGCUGCCCUUCCUACUCAUCCUUUCAGAUUCGGUGUAGUCUGAUGUAUCUGGGAGCAGCCUGCUCCAACCUGGGUGACAUGAUCCCCUGCCAUUGUACUCUGUUUACAUCAUCAAAUACUUCUUAUGCUGCAGUCAUGGUCUGUUUACUUAUCUGACUGCAGUUGGAAUUGUGAGUGCUUUUUUCUAUGUGAAGCUCAAUAAAUAUGUGUUGAAUGACAGACAGAGGGCACACCAGGGGCUAGAAGCCACCUCUUCAGAACUUCGGGUGUGCCCCAUGGCUGUUGCCUACCCAGGGUAGGAGCUGGGGGUUGAGGAGGUCUGGCAAGGCCUUAGAAUUACCCAUGUUGGCACCAAGCGUGAGGAACAGCUUGUUCUUCCAGAGCUUGGCAGCAAGGGUGCCAUUGUAGUACAUUGCCUGCACCCCAAUUGCCAGCUCCACAGCCUUCUCCUCAUCAGUGGGGUUAACCAGCAUCACUGAGAACUGGGCAUUCCCUCCCAGGCAUAGGGAGCUGGGUGCUUCCAAGAACAGGUAUAGAGGCUCAGCAGUCUUGAGCCUGGGAGGAUGGAUGCCACUGUCCUUUUCAUGUUCCAUUCUCUCUUUCUGGACUCUUUCCAGCACUUCUUUUUCUUGAAAAGAUCCUGAAGAAUGGAGGAAAUAAAACAGGCCUCUUAUCCAGAGGGUAUAGACUCUUCUAAUAAAAGUCCAGGAUUAAGAUUCAUUUACCCAAUGUUACUCAAAUCCCAAAGUCAUAAGAGCUUUGCAACCCUCUAAGACCACAUUUAGCUCAAAAAAAAAAAAAAAAAAAAAAA
Lynx canadensis (Canada lynx) is the source of this 3732-nucleotide messenger RNA. RefSeq names its product cyclin D1 binding protein 1 (gene CCNDBP1). NCBI's taxonomy places the organism in Eukaryota, Metazoa, Chordata, Mammalia, Carnivora, Felidae. The record is from RefSeq and is a predicted model, not a curated record. Bases 84 to 1319 code for a protein of 411 amino acids. The transcript is spliced from 12 exons. Gene Ontology annotation, biological process: regulation of cell cycle. Gene Ontology annotation, cellular component: nucleus.